Molecule: messenger RNA, 2325 nt
Organism: Meyerozyma guilliermondii ATCC 6260
Lineage: Eukaryota; Fungi; Ascomycota; Pichiomycetes; Serinales; Debaryomycetaceae
Gene: KSP1
Product: putative serine/threonine protein kinase
Exons: 1
Coding region: 1-2325 (774 amino acids)
Biological process (GO): peptidyl-serine phosphorylation; autophagy
Cellular component (GO): cytoplasm
Molecular function (GO): protein serine/threonine kinase activity; ATP binding
Source: RefSeq, a predicted model, not a curated record
AUGGAGGAAUACAACAAAUAUAAUGAGGGUGCUCUCCUUAGAAAUCGAUACCUCAAGGUGGCAGAUAUCAGUGAAGGCUCCUAUGGUCUUGUAUCUGUGGCCACUGACACAAAAAAUGGCGACAAGCUUGUUGCUGUCAAGUAUUUGUAUCCCCUUGAAUACAAGCCGAAACUGAAGAAGACCUCUCGGGCAUCUUCUUCUCCGGCUAAACUUCGUACCCCCUCUGGUCAGGGUGCAACGAAGUCCUCAGUUUAUAAGGCUCUUCGACAAGAGGCAGAGAAAGAAAUUGGCAUUCACAAGAUUUUGGGCCCGCACCCUAACAUAUCUACUUUGGUAGAUAGCUUCGACUCAUACUUGAUCCUUGAAUAUUGUUCUCGUGGUGAUUUGUACGAUGCCAUUCAGGCUGGUUCGGGUCCAUCGACCUCGCAAGAUAUCAAGGACGUUUUCCAGCAAAUUCUCAAUGCAUUGGAGUUUUGUCACUCACACAAUGUCUACCAUAGAGAUCUCAAACCAGAAAACAUUUUGAUCGCUGAAGAUUGGUCGAUCAAAAUCUGCGACUGGGGGCUUGCAACCACCAAGAGAACUAUCACAGAUAGAGUGGAAUUUGAUAUUGGUUCUGAACGUUAUAUGGCACCUGAGCUCUUCGAUGCUGGCGUUGAAUAUUAUGAUGCGUCCAAAGUGGACCUCUGGUCCGUGGGUAUCAUAUUGUUGACUCUAGUGUUUCAUAAAAACCCAUUUCAAAUUGCAAAUUACUCAGACAAGAGAUUUCUUCAGUUUGCGUCAAACCGUGAGGUUUUAUUCGAUAUCUUCUCAACAAUGAGCGGUGAGAUGUUUUCGGUUUUGCGUUAUUGUCUCAACAUUGACCCUGCCAAUCGUGAUCUUUUUAGCCUUCGAAGCGAGGUAGAUUCGUUGACUUAUUUCACGGUGGACGAGGAAUACUACGAUUAUGCAGAAGCUGACAAUGACGAAGCAGAUGCUGAGUAUACCGAUUUCUCCGAUGAUGAGGAGGAAAUAUUCAAGAAGAAGGAUGAAAUUCCCAAGAUAAUUGAGCUGCCUGCUGUUGCAGAAGAAGAACCAGUGCACACAGGUAUUUUAAAGGAACUGCCAGAAAAGAAUGGUGGAGCCAGUGCCAGUGAUGUACCCCAAAAAAGCAUUAAAUUCGACACGAUUGAUGAUAUUCCUCAUAAUCGGCGAGCAGACGCCUUGUUGUCUGCCAACACAGAUUUGCACCCAAUUCCAAUCUCUUCGGGGAUUAACGGCAAGUUCCAUCGGAAUACUCGUAAACCGUUCAAUGUUGCGUCUUAUAAUCAGUCCGGGGUCCACACUAAUAUGAGAUCCAAUACUGGAAAAAACUUCAAUAGGGAAGACUUCUAUACUCCCAAAUCCGUCCUAAGCCACUACAUGGAUAAAUAUGGUGAUAACCAAGGAGGGAAGAACCGGCGUUAUUCGCGUCAUAGUCACACGCAAAGUGACGAUUGGAAACUGAACUCAAGAGGUGGUGACUGGAAUACAAACGGAAGACGUAAACGCUCUUGGAAAAAGAGCAGAGCCCCCAAGAAGAACAAACCUACUUACAAGUCCCAAGAAACUUCUAAUCAUAGAGAAUUGUUGGGAAAAGCAGCUUCAGGAAGAGUCAAGCAGCAUCUGUUUUCAGGUUCGAGACCUAAAAAGAUCUUUCCAGACUCAACUCCAACACUGAUGCACGGUGUUGGCGCCAUGAAUUCUGCUGGGAAAUACGUUCCUCCAUUUUUGCGUUCUCCACAACACGUAGCCUCUCCUUCAGCUGAACCGCUAAUGGAGAAAAUGGAUAACCUUUCAUUGGAUGACGAAAUGUUUCACCUAGAAGGUGACUUCGACGUUGGUGGCUCGGAAGGUAGUACUUCAGGCAGCAAGUUGUUGGGGCCGGCAUUUAACGGCGAUUUUCCUCGAAGAAAUCCCAAAAUUCCACCGCUUUCAAGUCUGAUAAUGCAACAUGAUUCGAGGGUCCUAAACACAACUGGAGGCGGUCGUGGAAGCAACAGACGUUCCACAAAGUCUGGUACGAGAGAUCCUAGACCAUCAUCCAUGGGUCCUGUACCCCACAUCCAACCACUUGACGACUUGGUCAAUACUACGAUUAACUCUAGUGGUAAGUAUAUCCCUCCAUUUAGAAGAGGUUCUCACUCUUCAGCCAUGCCAAUCUCCAAGGACAAACUUCAUGAACAUGGGUCUUUCAACAAGAAUAAGUUUGAUCUGGUAUUGUUGAAGGAUGGUGGAGCCUCGUCCGUGCCGGUGCGGAGCGCAGAUUGGUUACAUUUCAAGAAAGACUGGAGUGACUAUGCCUGA